Molecule: messenger RNA, 4488 nt
Organism: Esox lucius (northern pike)
Lineage: Eukaryota; Metazoa; Chordata; Actinopteri; Esociformes; Esocidae
Gene: inab
Product: internexin neuronal intermediate filament protein, alpha b
Exons: 3
Coding region: 9-1517 (502 amino acids)
Biological process (GO): intermediate filament organization
Cellular component (GO): cytoplasm; postsynaptic intermediate filament cytoskeleton; intermediate filament
Molecular function (GO): structural constituent of postsynaptic intermediate filament cytoskeleton
Source: RefSeq, a predicted model, not a curated record
UCGCCAAGAUGAGCUACGGGUCUGACUUCAGUACCGCUUCUUCCUACCGGAAAAUUUUCGGGGAGGGUCCCCGUUAUUCCAGCUCUCCAUCCAGGAUGAGCAAUAUCACCUCACGCAGCAGUGGUUACCGGUCCCAAUCUCAAUCCCGGACCCCGUUGCCCUCUUUUCAACAGAAGAGAUCUUAUGGCCGGUCCUACUCGCAGAUGCCAAUGCCGAUGGAGAACUUGGAUUUCGCCCAGAGCACCGUGCUGAACAAUGAGUUCAAAAUCAUCCGCACCAACGAGAAGGAGCAGAUGAUGGGGCUCAAUGACCGCUUUGCUAUGUUCAUCGAAAAGGUGCGCAACUUGGAACAGCACAACAAGGUGCUCGAGACCGAGCUGAUGACCCUGCGUCAGCGGCAGACCGAGCCCUCACGUUUGGCAGACCUGUAUCAACAAGAGAUCCGCGAGCUGCGCUCCCAGCUCGACGAGGUGAGCGGCGAGAAAUCCCAGAUUCUCGUUGAGCGGGACAACAUCGAGGAGGACUUGCAGAAACUCCGAGGCAAAUACGAGGACGAGUACCGCUUGCGCGAGGAAGCCGAGCAGACCCUUAAGGCGUUCAAGAAGGACGUGGAUGACGCCACCAUGGUGCGUCUGGAUCUGGAGAAGAAAGUUGAAUCCCUUCUUGACGAGAUAAACUUCCUAAGGAAGGUGCACGAGGAGGAAGUGGCCGAACUCAUGAAUAUGAUACAAGCCGCCCAGGUGUCCGUGGAGAUGGAGGUCUCCAAACCCGAUCUCACCUCUGCUCUGAAGGAGAUUCGAGGCCAAUACGAGUCCAUGGCUUCCAAGAACCUCCAGUCCGCGGAGGAGUGGUACAAGUCGAAAUUUGUCGACUUGAACGAGCAGGCCAAUCGUAGCCAGGAGGCGAUUCGUGCCUCCCGGGAAGAACUCAACGAAUUCAGGAGGCAGUUACAGUCCAAGACCAUCGAAAUCGAGAGCCUGAAGGGAACCAACGAGUCCCUAGAAAGGCAACUCAACGAGAUGGAAGAGAGGCACAACCAGGAGAUUGGCCAGUACCAGGACAACAUGGCCGAGUUGGACAAUGACCUUAGAACCACCAAGAGUGAGAUGGCUCGGCACCUGAGGGAGUACCAGGACCUGCUGAACGUCAAGAUGGCGCUAGAUAUUGAAAUUGCUGCAUACAGGAAACUCCUGGAAGGCGAGGAGACCCGAAUCAGCACAGGUAUCACAUACUCCAGCCCCAGCUUCAACAUCGGCUCCUCCGGCAUGCGCUCCUCCGAGGUGAGGUCUUAUGGCAUGCGCUCCUCCGAGAUGAGGUCCUACGUGAAGACCUCCGACAUGAGCUCCGAGGGAGAUAACCUCCCCCUGCCCAGUGUUGGCGGCUACAACCAGGUCUCUCGCUCUAAGAAGGACCAGGGCAAGGACCAGGAGGAUGGGCCGGGCAAGUCUGGCAAAGGCUCCAGCGAAGCAGACCAGAAGGAGUCCAGCGACACCAACUCCACCAACCAGAAAAACUAACCUCUCUUUUUCCAUUUAGCUUUAACCCUCCACCUUUCCUUCCCCUUCCAUCCUAUUCUCAGAGAGGAAUAUGUUCUAGUUUAGACUCUGCUGUUAAUCGUAUAACGGGCCACUAUCCAAUCACUGUACCUCUCUCUGUUCUCUCGCACUUUGACAAUAACAAACAAGUAGCUACGGACACACUUCUGGCACUAUCAGCAGACACAACAUUCUGUAAUAGGACCAUACAAGUCAGUACAAUACUCUAAAAGUUUACACUACCUUGGGGCUCGUGCUACUGUAUUGUGCUAGCCUAGUUAAACCUGUGUGAAUGUUGCACUAAAUAGAAAUAACGGUGAAACCUAGCAACAGUCAGUUUGCAUUCUAUGCUAGUAAGCACUGAGCUGUGAUAGUUCAGAAAUAAUAUGUGCACUAAUGCCACCGGCUAUACAAUUCGUUAUACACAUUCCAAGAGGCGCAUGUUUGUGUGUGUGUGCAGGUGUGCAUUUGUGUAUGGCAACGGACGUCCAGAACAUAUCAGCUUGUUAAAUGUUGGUGAUAUCUUUACUACAUUCACAUACUUCAAUACGAGUGAAAGUGCUUCUGAAGCACAGAAAGCAGAACGAUCGAUGAAUCCAGCUGUUAGACGCUACACACUCUUAUUUAAUGUCAUCAGAAUAAAAAAACAGGGAUCGGGGAUCGUGCUGAGCCAUUUUGACAUUUUAAAACCCAUAGAAGCACCCCUAGUAAGACAGCUAGUAAGAGAUAAUAAGAGUACUGGAGCAUAUCUAAAAGGCUUGUUAACACAUUAACUGGUCUUGUCAUUGUCAAUCACCUCUGCCUUAAUAUCCAGGUUCACCCAAUUCUGCAUUACAAUAGCGCGUAACGGGCAAAUGUUGCCUCCUUAUACAUCAAGACCAACAAUGGUCCGAUCAAAGUUCCUCUUCAUCACCUCUUUCGAUGUCAAAUAUAUAUAUAUUUUUUUUUAUAACUUAGAGCGAGUACAAAAGCUUAACUAGCUAAUAGUCAAACUGUUCAUACACCGCAUGAUGUAUGUAGAAUCUCUCAUGCUUGCAUGAUCACAGAUUGGCAGAGGGUCAUUUUCACAUACAUACCGUUCAGAAUUUCAUUAACUGGGGUACGUUCCAAUGUGCAGACCACUAAUUUCAGAAAGACAUUUACUGGGUGCUUUCCAGUGUACAGACCACUCAUUUCGGAAAGUCAUCCUGCCUGCAUCAGUUAGCUAUUUUCAGGUUAGCGCCAUGAUUUAGGAUAUGAGUGACUUUGUGUCUAGUUUCACCGUUCUGUGCUUUUGUGAGGUUCAUGCCAGUUUAUGAUGACAUUCACCAUGAUCCUAUUCAGGGCACUUGCAUAUCAAUCUCCAUACCAUUUCGGUUGACCGUCCAUUAGUCACUUAGCGCGGGCCAUGACUGGUUAAACAUCACUAGGGAAAGAGGGAGUGAGGGAGAAGAACGAGUGGUGGCUUGGGACUGGAGAGACAGAGAGAAAUGGAACAUGAGCAUGACAAAAAGAGAGAGGCAGGAGCUAGUUUUACAUGCAUUUUCUGGUGACAGGCUCAGCCAAUCAAAUAGUGAUUGUAUAGGCACAUAAGCGAAUCAAGCACAAAUGCAUGGGCUUCUGAAUGGUCCAGUAGAGUGUCGCGGAGAGAAUCACGUGAGUCAACCAUUAACCAUUAGCCAUUAUGGGCAACAGAAGCACAUUUAAAUCAACAGCGACAUCCAGAAACUAAGCCUUAGGGGGGGGGGGAAUAAGAACACACAAGCAUUUAAAUGAAAGCCAAAAGUAAAAAAUACAAAAAAACUCACCAUAAUGCUUUCCAAAUACUAUGACCAGUCUUUGAAUAGUAUGACCACUACUGAAUUCUUAUGUGUCAUAGUUAAUUAGUGUCAUGUAAAUCAAAGAAAUAUCUGUAUGUAAAGAAGCUAGGCAGCCAUUUUGUUUCCCACCCAGGCACUGGGGGUUUCAACACAACUUCUCCGUAUUUCAGUGCCACGCUGUGUGUGAUAUCUUGCCAACUCGUUGUCAGCCAUGACCUAGAGUGGGAAGGCUAAUGCAGACCUGGAACGAGGCUGCCUUUGUCCCCUCUGUCUGUCUGUCCCUCUGUCACAGCCCUCAAAGCCCUGACCAGCUGCACUCACACUGCGAAUGGAAACCAUUGAUUGUACAACACACUACUGAAAGAUGUUUGUUGGUUGUGUGGUUUACAGAGGCUUGCAUUACUAAGUGUCUGAGUACUGUAAUCGUGUGUGCGCGUGCAUGCGUGUGUGUUUGUGUACUGUUUUCUUACAAGACUGACAACAUGGGAAAUGGGUCUGGCAAAUUCCGGAAAUUUGUCCUUUCCUUAAUUCCUGCAAGUACAGUACCUAACAUCUACAAGUAAUUGUAAGUACACAACCUUCAAUGUAAAGCUGUAUUUAAAAAGCGUCACAGGUGUCUAAAUAGCAUUGCAACAUGCCUUUCCAAAGCACCUCACUACUAUUUCUGCAGCACUGCCAAACUUUUGUAAAUGCAUGUGCAACAAUAACUUUUCAUGUACAAAAAAAAUAAUCUGUUUUUCAAUACCUGUUGCGCACGAAACCUACAAAAAAAUGUAACAUGAUAAAAACAUGGAAUGAAUGCUACAGCGUUGUCAAAAUGCCUUAAAACACCAGCAGCUUUCUGAUUGACUCUGGCUGCAGCAAAUCCCAACUUCCACUUCAAUUGAAAUUCCACUUAAUCUCCCAUAGCCAAGAACGCAAAUGGGAAUGUGACUUAAGUUGAAGUGAAUUUGCUCUUAUAUCUGUGCCCGCGUAUGGUUCUGUUAAGGAUGUGUUUCUUCCCAUCGAUCUUUCUCUGUCUAGUGUUAUAAGCAACAACUAAACCGAAUAAGUGAAAAUAAAGAAAGCUAAGUAUCUGAAUGUAGUUUAUAUACUAUUGCCCUUGCUGCGGGUGUAUGGCACAUGCUAAUAAAAACUUGAAAUUAUUAAGCCCA